Messenger RNA from Aureobasidium melanogenum CBS 110374, 2271 nucleotides. RefSeq lists its product as uncharacterized. The transcript is spliced from 2 exons. Lineage: Eukaryota; Fungi; Ascomycota; Dothideomycetes; Dothideales; Saccotheciaceae. The coding region runs from base 1 to 2271 and encodes 756 amino acids. Gene Ontology annotation, biological process: amino acid transmembrane transport. Gene Ontology annotation, molecular function: amino acid transmembrane transporter activity. The record is from RefSeq and is a predicted model, not a curated record.
AUGUCAGGCAACCGCAGCGGCACAUCACCGCAGGCCAUUGGCUCGGGUGCCCCACGUUCGACGUCCCCGUACGCUGGAGGCUCGCCGUCUCGCAGUUACUCGACCGCCCGACUUGCCAGUCCCGUUCCUUUCGGUACUCCUCCUGUCAGACAGAUUCCUACUCCGCGUCAGCUCGACGGUCAAGACAAUUCCCAAGCCGGAAAUGACCCUCUGCCCGGCGCCUCGUACCAUCGUGGUUCCAUCCCCGGACCCGGCCCCUCAUCGCUGUCGCAGGCACUGAGGGGAGGUUUCGCAGGAAGCCCACCUCGCUUUGCUUCUCCCGCUCCGCCCGGCUCAGCCUAUCCCGAUGAUGCCUCGUACUCGCAAAGUCCAAGCAAGAACGAAGAUCUCGAGGUCUUGCGCCGGCACUUGGUUGGUCCCGCUCAACGCACCUCACAAUCGAAUCUUCAAGUCUCUUCCUCAUUCCAGCGCAACUCAAAACUUUCUGAAGUUGCCAAAUCUAUCGAGAACGGUCCCGGUGUAGAUGAUGAGCACUUCUCAAGUCUUCAGCUGCAAGGCGGAGACAUGACGAGACACAUCUACCGCUAUACCGAAGAGCGCGAACGAGAAGAGGUAGAGCGUCAGGCUCGCGAGACUGGUCGUCUAAAGAGAAGUUUGAGCGUCAACUUACCUCGUCCGAACGAGGAGGACCCAGAGCUCAGCAAUAUCAAAAUGCCUGGCGGUCUGCGUCGAGACUACAUCCGCCGAACCGCCGCCUCUCCUACUCCUGAAACCCGUACCUCGAGACCCAACUAUGGUGCCGCCCGUGCUCAAACUGAGCCUCCUGCUCGCCAGCAACCCCAAUUCUUGGCCAACAACUUCAUUGAGUUCCUUACGCUCUACGGCCACUUUGCUGGUGAAUCGCUCGAGGACGACGACGAGGUUCUUGGCCCUGAUGAAUACUUCACUUCUGAAGCCUACGACGAUGAAAACGAAGAUCAGGAUGGUCAAGAGCGUGAAUGGGGUGAGGACAGUGCUCUACUGACUCCCGGCAAGCGCAAGAGAAGAAGAAAGGAGCAGGCUGGCAAGGGUAGUCCUGGCGGUGCUGCGCUGCUCCUACUCAAGUCCUUUGUUGGAACUGGAGUCUUGUUCCUGCCCCGUGCCUACCUCAAUGGCGGUAUGAUGUUCAGCAACCUCGUUCUAUUGGCCAUUGCUUUGCUCAGUUUCUGGUGUUUCAUCCUACUCGUCAACGUUCGCCUGAAGGUUCACGCCUCCUUUGGUGAUAUGGGCGGUAAGAUCUACGGUAGAUGGUUCCGUACCCUCAUCAAUUCUUCUCUCGUCAUCAGUCAGAUUGGUUUCUCUUCGGCCUACAUCGUCUUUGUUUCGGAAAACUUGCAGGCUUUUGUUCUGGCUGUGACAAAAUGCCGUACCUUCAUUGACAUCAAAUACAUGAUUUUGAUGCAAAUGAUUGUGUUCCUGCCUCUCAGCCUGUACCGCAACAUCAACAACAUCCAGAAGCUCGCGUUGGUUGCCGACCUGUUCAUCGUUCUCGGUCUCGUCUACCUCUACUACUACGACAUUUUGACAUUGGCCAACAACCACGGCAUAGCUGAUAUCAUUCAGUUCAACAAGGAUGACUGGACACUGUUCAUCGGUACUGCCAUCUUCACUUUUGAAGGUAUUGGCCUCAUCAUUCCUAUCCAAUCUGGUAUGAAAGACCCACAAAAAUUCCCUCGUGUCCUGGGUGUCGUCAUGAUUGCAGUCACCGUCGUCUUUAUUUCCAUGGGAGCUCUGUCAUACGCAGCCUACGGUAGCGCUACCAAGACUGUUAUUAUCCUCAACAUGCCCCAGGACAACAAGCUUGUCAACAGCGUACAGUUUAUCUACUCUCUGGCCAUCUUGCUCUCGACUCCCCUGCAGAUUUAUCCUGCUAUUGAGAUUACAUCUCAACAACUUUUCAGUCGCACCGGCAAGUAUAACCCUUGGAUUAAGUGGAAGAAGAAUGUGUUCAGAUUCUUCAUGGUCACACUUUGUGCCGUGAUUGCAUGGGCUGGUGCUGGACAGCUUGACAAGUUCGUCGCGCUGGUUGGAAGUUUCGCGUGCAUUCCGCUAGUCUUUGUUUACCCUCCCCUUAUGCACUAUCGUGCCGUGGCAACUCGUUCGUGGCAACGUGUCGCGGACAUUCUGCUCGUCAUCUUCGGUCUUUUCAUCAUGGGCUAUACCACAGCUUUGACAAUCAUGAGUUGGGCUGCAGGAGGUGAAAAAGAACCGGGGUAUUGUGACGAAAGAUGA